This is a messenger RNA of Ordospora colligata OC4, 1557 nucleotides long. Its product is annotated as tRNA/rRNA cytosine-C5-methylase. The transcript has a single exon. The record is from RefSeq and is a predicted model, not a curated record. NCBI's taxonomy places the organism in Eukaryota, Fungi, Microsporidia, Ordosporidae. Gene Ontology annotation, molecular function: methyltransferase activity. The coding region runs from base 1 to 1557 and encodes 518 amino acids. Gene Ontology annotation, biological process: RNA methylation.
AUGUCAGAAGCAGAGUACAUAAAAUAUUACAGAGAAACACUAGGAUUAGCAGAAGAUGAUUUUGAAAAGCUGUGUGCAUCAACUAAAGUAAGUCUUCCAUACUCGUUCUGUGUGGCAAAGGGCCCAAUGCAUGAUCAGAUAGUGCAAAGAAUUGAACAGUAUCCGUUUGUGAAUAAAAUACAAUACUUGGAUGAUGUGUAUGAGUUUUGCAAGGUUAAGGACCCGUCGAGUGAUUAUCAGAGAUUUGUGGAAUUUCUUGUGAAACAGACGACUGUGGGACUCAUACAGAGACAGGAGGUUGUCAGUAUGAUUCCUGUGAUGCUGAUGGAUCUCAAGAAAGACUCAAAAGUAAUUGAUAUGUGUGCAGCGCCUGGAUCAAAAACCAAGCAGAUUCUUGAUGCAGUUAGUGAUGGAUUGGUAAUAGCAAAUGAUGUUAAUGCAAAAAGACUGAAUGUUCUUGUGAGUGAGACCUCUAAGAAGCCUAAUAGAUCGCUUAUUGUAACGAAGCAUGAUGCAUCUGUUUUCCCAAAGAUUUAUGCAGAUGGCCAAUUGGAGUUUGACCGUGUGUUCUGUGAUGUCGUGUGUUCAAGUGAUGGCACAAUACGUAAGAAUCCGAAUGUAUUUGAUGAAUGGAAGGUUUCAAGAGGAGCAGGACUGUCUGAGCUGCAAUACAGGAUCCUGAAGAGAGGAUGCGAGCUUGUUAAGGAAGGAGGAUUAGUGGCGUAUUCAACAUGCUCAUUGAAUCCUCUUGAAAAUGAAUGUGUAGUGCAGAGAAUUUUGCAAGAAGAUGAGUUUGAACUGGUUGAUUUCAGAAACGACACUAGAUUCUGCAUUUUUCCAGCUGAGUCUGAUGGUAAACAUCUUAUUGUCAGACAGGGAUUGAAAACAUGGAAGAUAGAUGGAGUUUCUAAUAACCCAAAGCAUCGGCCUUGUGAAAAAGAUCUUGGCUUAGAUAAAUGCAUAAGGUUGUACCCGCAUGAUCAGAAUACAGGAGGAUUUUUUAUUGCAAUCCUGCGAAGAAAUAUGCGAGUGCAAACAUCUCAUUCUGAAGAAAGCACAUCACAACACAAGAGUCUGCACUCAAAGCAUUGCCGAAUUGAGUUUAUACCUAAGGAAGAUAAAGAGAAACUAUUCGAGCAAUAUUCGAUUCCUAUGGAAGGCGAGUUAUAUAAAAGAGGUGAAAGAAGCCUAAGCAUUGUUUCUUACUUAUCAAAUAAGAUUAUUAUGGAGAAUCCGAAGCUUAAAGUUGUAUCUGCUGGAUACCGAAUUUUGGAAAAGUCAGGGCUGGAUCGUUGUGAGUUUUACCUGAAGAAUCUUUUCUAUGUUGGGCGUGAGUUUGUGGAGCACCGUGAAAUUCAAUUAGGCAGUUUUAGAUUGUUACUGAAUGAUGUUUUUGUAAGCAAUGAUGUCUUAGGAUUUGAAUGUGUGGGUAUUUCAAUCAUUAAGGUUGAAGGUACCGGAAUUGUCCUCUGUGGAUAUGGAAACACACUGUCAUUUACGCUAUUCAUGAAUGACGGUCUAAGAAAGGCUCUCAAGGAGCUUGUUGCAUUUAAUUGA